Molecule: messenger RNA, 1302 nt
Organism: Schistocerca cancellata (South American locust)
Lineage: Eukaryota; Metazoa; Arthropoda; Insecta; Orthoptera; Acrididae
Gene: Pdss2
Product: all trans-polyprenyl-diphosphate synthase PDSS2
Exons: 6
Coding region: 13-1260 (415 amino acids)
Biological process (GO): isoprenoid biosynthetic process; ubiquinone biosynthetic process
Cellular component (GO): transferase complex; mitochondrion
Molecular function (GO): prenyltransferase activity
Source: RefSeq, a predicted model, not a curated record
GCUGUGUCUAAAAUGUUUGUGCAGUCGAUUAAAUGUGGAUUGUUUCGGAAAUGUGGAGUACUCUUGACGCACAAGAAUGGAACAGCUGAUCAGCUAGCGCCCGUUGUUCUACAAAGACUUCUGUUCGAUAAAACAUAUCAUGUAAGCAGUGGACGACUUGGUGCAGUUAAACUGACACACAAUCAGAAACCAGACUGGAACAAAGCUGUCUCCGAAGCAGAAAAAAUAGUUGGAUACCCUACCUCAUUUCUCAGUUUACGGUGGCUUUUAAGCGACGAAAUUGCGAACGUUGCUCUCCACCUCAGGAAAUUAGUGGGUUCAAACCACCCUCUGCUGAAAACUGCUAAGGGUUUGUUAUACAAUGGUCGCAAUAACAUGCAAGCCUGGGGACUAAUUGUACUGCUAAUUUCCAAAGCUGCAGGACAUUUGAAUGUGGAAGAAAUGGAGGAAGAUAAAGCAGCAGGGGUUCUACACAGUCAGCGAGCCUUAGCAGAAGUUACAGAAAUGAUCCGCACAAGUCACCUGGUCCAUAAAGGCAUGGUUAAUAUAUAUCCUGGCCUUUACCCUGAAGCUGCUGAUCUGGGUGAUAUGACUUUUGGCAACAAGAUUGCUUUGCUAAGUGGUGAUUACUUGCUGGCUAAUUCUUGUAUGGAGCUGGCAUCUCUGCGAAAUCAAGAUCUGGUUGAGUUGAUGAGCAGUGCUGUGAGAGAUUUAGCUGAAGCUGAAUUUGUGGGAAGGCGAGACAAGCAGAACAAUCCAUUACCUUGGCCUCCAGGUACUCCAGGUUAUCGUGAUGCUGAAGAAGACUGGACAAUACGUAAUGUGCUUUCUGCUGGUAGCUUGCUUGGCAAAUCAUGUCAAGGAACACUCAAACUUGCGGGGCAUGGACCGCAACUGCAGCAACAAGGGUACCUCUUUGGCAAACACCUUGCCCUUGCUUGGCAGGCAUGCCUUGAUCUUGAACCUUUUGCAUCACAUUAUACACCAGAUUCGCCCUUUAACUUGACAUCAGCACCUAUAUUGUUUCAUUUAGAACAUGAUGCGACACUUUACAAGGAAAUAGAGAAAGGGCAUGAAUCGGUGCUGAAUGUUGAUUACACCAAGGUACACAGCAUUGUCCAAAAAGGCCCUGGAAUCAAACGUACAAAACAACUUCAAAAAAAGCACUCCCAGAAAGCAAUGGAAGUUCUAAAAGUGUUUGAUGAAAGUGAUGCUCGUACUGCACUGUCAAACAUUAUAGUUGCUAUGGGUGAACUGUAAGUGUAUGUACUGUGGAAAAAAAGUAAAUCAGUGGAAAAAUCA